AUGGCGCAGGCAGGAUAUUUCCCAGCAGAUGAGCUGGCCGAACGUCAACCUCUUGACGGCUCGGUCCCAGAUCCUCUUCAGCAUCGCCAAUACCAGCAACCAUAUCAUCAUCAACAAGACACAUACGACGCCACGCCCUCCCAGUACGCUCCGCGAGGCCACCCAGACCCGUCCUUCUCGCGGCUCCGAUCACAGAGACGCUACAACCAAGAACCCCCAAACGGUGGACUAGGCGCCGGUCCAUACGCUGCGGCGACAGCGAACGGUCACGGCGACUCGGCAUCCCCACUCCGAUCAUUUCCACAACGCCCGACCGACCGACGGUCUUGGGGUCAGGGGACCUCGUAUCCACCACAAAGCCAACGUCCCUCUCCCCAGAGCACCGUCACUCCAGGCGCAGACAACUUCAGCAACGCCGCCGCCGGAGGCAUGGCUGGAAUUGCCCUGACUAUCGCUGAGCAGAACGCAAGAGAGAGCGGUCUCAACGCCAUCCACAACCAACAACCGUACCAGCAAGGACAAGUCUACGCAGACAAGGGCAUGCUGUCGCCAGACUACCACGCAGGGAAUAGAAACUCGCAUUCGAGCUUGCAAGGCCUGAGCGCCGCAGCCGUCGGCUCAGGGUACGCGACACCAGGGCAGCGCACACCCUCUAGGAUAGGCGGCGAGGUCUACACGGACGACCCAUACCAGAACCUCUCGCGCCACGUCGACUCGAACCUCGGCGUUGUAAACCCCCUCGACAUAGCAGACGACGGUGACGACGGGCUUGAGUACGGACGUAAAGGGCCAAGGACUAGCAUGCUCAGCCUUGGGUCUAAUCGGAGCCACGGCGCAGCUGCAGCGGGCGGCGCGGCAGCGGGCGGCGUGCUCGGGGGGCUCGUUGGGAGGAACGGCAGUGGGAGUGUUAACAAUCAGUACGCGCCUGUCCAUACCGGCCUCAGCAGUGACGGGGCUUCAGGGGGCUCCGGCCUGGGCUCAGGGGGAGCCGUUUUUAACGCGGUGCCUGCUGGCGCCGCCGGGGAGAAGGCCUGGGAAGCCGCUGCCUUAUCUAAGGGCAGGAGCAGUGGGAAGAAGUGGAAGAUUGCGAUUAUCGCUAUCGUCGUGAUCGUUAUUCUUGCUGCCAUCGUCCUCGGUGUCCUAUUCGGCGCCGUCUUCAGGAGUAACGGGGGCGGCAGCAGCAGCGCCAACAGCGGCUCGGGCGACACUUCGACAGCCGCCGGGGACAGGUCUGCCCACGGCGACCUUAACUCCGACUCGUCUGAAAUACAGGCUCUCAUGAACAACCCGGACCUCCGCAAGGUUUUCCCCGGCAUGGACUACACCCCGCUCAACACGCAAUACCCCGAUUGCAUGCACAACCCGCCCUCCCAAAACAACAUCACCCGCGACCUGGCCGUUCUCUCCCAACUUACCAACGUUGUCCGUCUCUACGGCACCGACUGCAACCAGACGCAGAUGCUCAUCCACGCCGUCGACCAGCUCAAGCUCAAGGACAAAGUCAAGAUCUGGCUCGGCGUGUGGCAGGACGCCAACGCAACUACCAACGCACGCCAGCUGUCCCAGAUGUGGGACAUUCUCGACCAGUACGACGAGAGCUACUUCAAGGGCAUCAUUGUGGCCAACGAGAUUCUCUUCCGGCAGCAAAUGACCAUCACGACGCUCGGCAGCCUCCUGGAGGAAGUCCGCGCCAACCUCACCGCGCGCGGGCUGAAGCUGCCCGUCGCGACGAGCGACCUCGGCGACAAGUGGGACGCGACCCUCGCCAGCCAGAGCGACGCCAUCAUGGCCAACAUCCACCCCUUCUUCGCCGGCGCCAAGGCCUCCGAGGCGGCUGACUGGACCAAGUACUUUUGGGGCAACAAGACGAGCAGCUUUCUCAAGCGCGACAAUGCCAUGAACGUCAUCGCCGAGACCGGGUGGCCGUCGCAGGGCGGCAUGGCAUGCGGCACCGAACUGGAGACGAACUGCCCGGACCGCGCGGUCGCGGGGAUAGACGAGCUGAACACCUUCAUGGAGGAUUGGGUCUGUCGCGCGCUGGACGAUGGGACAGAGUAUUUUUGGUUCGAAGCGUUUGAUGAGCCGUGGAAGAUCAUGUUCAAUACCGACGGCAAGGAGUGGGAGGAUCACUGGGGAUUGAUGACGGUCGAUCGGAAGCUGAAGGAUGGGGUCAAGAUCCCGGAUUGUGGCGGGAAGCGGGUGUCUUAA
Molecule: messenger RNA, 2208 nt
Organism: Parathielavia appendiculata
Lineage: Eukaryota; Fungi; Ascomycota; Sordariomycetes; Sordariales; Chaetomiaceae
Product: glycoside hydrolase family 17 protein
Exons: 1
Coding region: 1-2208 (735 amino acids)
Biological process (GO): cell wall organization; carbohydrate metabolic process
Cellular component (GO): cell surface; fungal-type cell wall; extracellular region
Molecular function (GO): glucan endo-1,3-beta-D-glucosidase activity
Source: RefSeq, a predicted model, not a curated record